Rhea pennata is the source of this 1014-nucleotide messenger RNA. RefSeq names its product phosphatidylinositol specific phospholipase C X domain containing 1 (gene PLCXD1). Gene Ontology annotation, biological process: lipid metabolic process. Bases 1 to 1014 code for a protein of 337 amino acids. The transcript has 6 exons. Lineage: Eukaryota; Metazoa; Chordata; Aves; Rheiformes; Rheidae. The record is from RefSeq and is a predicted model, not a curated record. Gene Ontology annotation, molecular function: phosphoric diester hydrolase activity.
AUGGAAGGCCCUUUGCAAACGUCCAUGCAUCUGUGCCACGAAAAUGGUCAGUGGAUGUCACAAUUACCACAAAAUCUCUGGGAUAUUCCUCUCUAUAACUUAUCUCUUCCAGGGAGUCAUGACACUAUGACUUACUGCUUGGAUAAAAACUCUACUGUUAGUGACAAUGAAUCAAAGCUGGUGAAUUUUUUAAAUAAAUGUAUGCCCUGCAUUGUGCAUCCUAUUAUUAUGAAGUGGUCCACAACACAGGAACUGAGUGUGACAGAGCAACUCGAGGCCGGAGUUAGGUACUUGGAUUUUAGAAUUGCCCACAAGGCUAAUGAUCUGUCUUCGGAUUUGUACUUCGUGCAUAUGCUUUACACAACUGUUACGGUUCAGGAUAUUCUGUGUGAAGUCUUAAAGUGGUUGGAAACUCAUCCUCAGGAAGUUGUUAUCUUAGCCUGCAGGAAUUUUGAUGGAUUAACCAAGAAGCUUCACUGUCAUCUCAUUGCCUGUAUAAAAGAGAUUUUCCAGUGCAAACUGUGUCCCAGAAAUGUGGUGCCGACACUACGGACCAUGUGGCAGUGUGGCUAUCAGGUGAUAGUCUCGUACGAAGAGGAGACCCUCGUGAAGGAGCACUGUGAACUGUGGCCUGCAAUUCCGUACUGGUGGGGAAACAAAACUGCCACUCGUGCGCUUAUCCAGUAUUUAGAACGUAUGAAGCAGAUAGGCCGUCCAGAAAGAUUCUUUGUAGCAGGGAUUAAUCUUACUGAAAAUUUAGCAUAUAUUCUUGCACACCCAUUUGGAUCAUUGAAGAAAAUGACACUCCAGAAUCUUCCAUACCUGAAAAUCUGGGUAAAGCAACAGUAUCCAGGACCAAAAAAAGAAUGUAUUAACAUCAUUGCUGGAGACUUCAUAGGAAAUGAUGAUUUUGUGAAAGAUGUGAUAAAACUUAACACAAAAAUUAAUCCUCCAUUAUAUUGUCACAGCAAAGGGGCUGGAGGAAAUACUGUUUCAUUCUGUCUUCACCUUUGA